UAUAAAUGCCGCCGACUCAGGAGGGGAUCGGUACCGGAGAAUGAGAGAGCCACUAGCGAACCAGCACAGAUCGAGACUCUGGACCCGCCAGUCCUUUAGUUUUUAUUUCGAUUAUCUUCUUUCGCCAGGUGUGUUAUAGUAUCCAGUAAGAUGGCCACCUCCGCCAGUGCCAGCUUGAGUAAAGCUGUGAAGCAGCAGUACAUGGAGCUCCCCCAGGGAGACAAAGUCCAGGCCAUGUACGUGUGGAUUGAUGGAACCGGAGAGGGGCUCCGCUGCAAAACCAGGACCCUCGACGCCGAGCCCAAAAGCAUCGAGGACCUCCCUGAGUGGAACUUCGAUGGCUCCAGCACCUAUCAGUCCGAGGGCUCCAACAGCGACAUGUAUCUGAUGCCCUCGGCCAUGUUCCGCGACCCAUUCCGUAAAGACCCCAACAAGUUGGUCCUGUGCGAAGUCAUGAAGUACAACCGCAAACCUGCUGAGACCAACCUUCGGGUCACGUGUAAGAAGGUGAUGGACAUGGUGACGGACCAGCAUCCCUGGUUCGGCAUGGAGCAGGAGUACACCAUCCUGGGAACGGACGGGCACCCGUUCGGCUGGCCAUCCAACGGCUUCCCUGGACCUCAAGGCCCGUACUACUGCGGGGUGGGAGCUGACAAAGCCUACGGCAGAGACAUCGUAGAGGCCCACUACAGAGCCUGCCUCUACGCCGGAGUCAACAUCUGUGGAACCAACGCAGAAGUGAUGCCCGCCCAGUGGGAGUUCCAGGUUGGGCCGUGCGAGGGGAUCGACAUGGGUGACCACCUGUGGGUGGCGCGCUUCAUCCUGCACCGAGUCUGCGAAGACUUCGGCGUGGUGGCCUCCUUCGAUCCCAAGCCCAUCCCAGGGAACUGGAACGGGGCCGGCUGCCACACCAACUUCAGCACUAAGGAAAUGAGGGAAGACGGCGGGCUGAAAGCCAUCGAGGACUCCAUCGAGAAGCUGGGGAAGAGGCACCGCUAUCAUAUCCGUGCCUACGACCCCAAAGGGGGGCUGGACAACGCCCGGCGCCUCACCGGCCACCACGAGACCUCCAGCAUCCACGAGUUCUCCGCCGGCGUGGCCAACCGCGGCGCCAGCAUCCGGAUCCCCCGCAGCGUGGGCCAGGAGAAGAAGGGCUACUUCGAAGACCGCCGCCCGUCCGCCAACUGCGACCCGUACGGCGUGACCCAGGCCCUGAUCCGCACCUGCUUGCUGAACGAGGAGGGGGACGAACCGACGGAUUACUGAAGCGCACGGACUGACUCCCACUGCCGUCCCAAACCUUCUGUUUUGUUUUUUUUCUUUAAAAUAGUACUGUAUUUUUCUCCUUUCUCCCACUGAGAUGAUUUAACUCAUAUUUUUAAUGGCUUAAAGUUGGCUGGUCAACUUAAAAUAUGACAAAGCGAGAUUCAUGGUAGUUCUGAGCUGGUAAUGUCAGGGUAUGUCUCUCCUGGUGUAUUUAGCAGGGAUUGACUUUUGUAACAUUGUUUUAUAGCCCAUGUCAUAUCAUUCAUACCUUUUCUGUCUAUCGGAGACUAAAAUGAACUCGAGCACAAGGGCACUGCAGAGUAGGGCUGCUAAGGCUGGAAGACAUGUGUAACUUAAUAAAUCCGACUAGUUCAUGUACUGUUAAUGUGUUGAACUGACUUUUCAGCUAUCCAGUCUUCAGUGUUACUAAUGCUCUCAUUUAUCAAGUGUCUAUUUUUAAAUGGCAAUGUCGUUUUCAGAUUCUGACACACUGGGUCAAUGUGUAUGGUACAUUUUGUAGUUGUCUGUACCCAGAUGUGAGUUGUUAAUGUGAUGGAUCUGUCCAUAAUGCCAUUUGUAGAUUUCCUCAAGGAGUUUUAUCCUUUUGUUAACUGCAACAUUGUAAUGCACCUGAUUUGGUAAAAGAUUACGUUUACUGAACCUGGUGUUUUUUAUUGAUACAUUUAAAACUUUUAUUUUUAUCACAACA
Messenger RNA from Menidia menidia (Atlantic silverside), 1975 nucleotides. NCBI's taxonomy places the organism in Eukaryota, Metazoa, Chordata, Actinopteri, Atheriniformes, Atherinopsidae. The record is from the annotation of a GenBank genome assembly.